Messenger RNA from Peromyscus maniculatus bairdii (prairie deer mouse), 7033 nucleotides. RefSeq names its product methylenetetrahydrofolate reductase (gene Mthfr). The record is from RefSeq and is a predicted model, not a curated record. NCBI's taxonomy places the organism in Eukaryota, Metazoa, Chordata, Mammalia, Rodentia, Cricetidae. Gene Ontology annotation, biological process: tetrahydrofolate interconversion. Gene Ontology annotation, cellular component: cytosol. Gene Ontology annotation, molecular function: methylenetetrahydrofolate reductase [NAD(P)H] activity; FAD binding.
GUUUCUCUGUGUAGCCCUGGCUGUCCUGGAAUUCUCUGUACACCAGGCCUCAAACUCAGAGAUCCGCUUGCCUCUGCCUCCCGAGAGCUGGGAUUAAAUGUGUGCACCCCCUUGCCUGGCUGCCAGUUUCUUAAAACCUGCCUUCCUGGCAGGAUCUGGAAAGGAGUGGUGGACCACUGGCUUUGUCGCCCAGGUGCCCACGGCGCCCUACUGGGCACAUAUGUCCAUUGCAACGGUUUUGGGAAUGGUAGGGCUCAGGGUUUGGCACAAGCCAUCUGGAGGUGACAGAGGGGCGUUUUGAGACGAGUGUGGAGUCAUUUGCCAUUAGGGCUCAGUGAGUAACUGGCUGUUACUCUGUCAGGCACUGGGGAUGCCGCGAACAGGAUCCCUGGUCCUGGUCUCAGGCAGGGGACGACAGCCGAGGGGUAAAUAAACCUGUUAGCUCACAGUCUCUACCGUGUAUGUUGUGGGGGCUCAACUAAUAACGGAUAGUUGGGGGCGUUGGUUGAAAUAGGGCACGUAUUAGAAAUGCUUAAAUCUUGGCGCAGUUUGCUGCAGGUGAGUCAGCUCUGCAGGAUUUCUUCAGCGGUGAGAAUGAGGCAUCUGCCUUGGAUAUAGGAGGGACUUGUCUGACAUGCAAGGUUGGCUUCUUUCUCCCUCUCCAUGAGAACCUGGCGGCUUUAGGUCAGAACAAAACCGGCAUUAAUCAAUAGGGGGAUAGCAUUGGCACUAAGUAGGGGCUGAGUUUUUCGUCUGUAUUCUCGAGGCUAAGACCCAAAAUGGUACAGUGGCUUAGAGGUGGAAGUUUCUGGAAAGGAAUGAACCUGACCUGGCCGUUCCUCUGUCGCUCCGCGUCACCACACAGAUAGCCACUACUGUGUGUUUGCCCAUUACUGUGCGGUAGUCAUGUUUGUUUUGUUCUCAGGUAUCUGUCAUUUCCUGGCCAGACUGCAGGAUGGCUCUAUGCCCUGUUAGCCAGGCUGUGAUUAGUGUGACCAGGACUGCGUAUGCGGUGGCACUGUGGGCACCGAUUCCUUUGACUUCACUGGUGUGUCCAGGGCAGGCACAUAUGGGACAGCCUUUGUCCGGAGGUGGCCAUAAAUCCCUACCCUUAGUGAUUUCCAUCUGCCUGCUUUUGCAAGCCCGCUCCAGUCAAGCUCUAGCUCACAACACAACAGUCUUUUUGGAGUACAGUGAAUCGAGAAAUUAGGCAGCCCAGCCUUGCUGCACACAACCUAUAACGUGUUCCAGGCGGGCCAGCGGCCGUGAGCUCUAUCUCCACCACCCCCUCAGCUCCUGCCUGCCCACACUUCGCCCCUCCCCCCGCUCUUCAUCUGGCUUCUUUGACUUACGCCGGAGCCUUCUCUCCGGCCUGGAAACCUUACUCCCGCCCCUUUUGCGUGGCCCCAGCUUCAGCUCAGGGCUCUUUGUCACAGCUCCGCCCACUUGAGCACACCCUCCAGGAAAGGUUCCCUGUUCCUUCCCCACUCACCCUGGGUCUAAGCUGACUGAGAUGCACCAUCGGGGAGCCAAGGUCCUCCCAGCUGAGCACUGUUACCCAUCCCUGGGAACAUGGGCCUCAGAAGCUGGCUGUGGGAGGCUUUCUGUGCCACGCUCUAUCAGGAACCCAGCCAUGGUGAACGAGGGCAGCAGCAGUGGAAGCGAGGGCUCGAAGGACAGUUCGAGAUGUUCCACCCCCAGCCUGGACCCAGAGCGGCACGAGAGACUCCGGGAGAAGAUGAGGCGCAGAAUGGACUCUGGGGACAAGUGGUUCUCCCUGGAGUUCUUCCCUCCUCGGACUGCCGAGGGAGCCGUUAACCUCAUCUCAAGGUUUGACCGGAUGGCAGCAGGGGGCCCCCUCUUCGUGGAUGUUACCUGGCACCCAGCUGGAGACCCUGGCUCAGACAAGGAGACCUCCUCCAUGAUGAUUGCCAGCACAGCAGUCAACUACUGUGGCUUGGAAACCAUCCUGCACAUGACCUGCUGCCAGCAGCGCCAGGAGGAGAUUACAGGCCAUCUGCACAGAGCCAGGCAGCUUGGCCUGAAGAACAUAAUGGCGCUGAGGGGAGACCCUGUAGGUGACCACUGGGAAACAGAGGAAGGAGGCUUCAGCUGUGCCACAGACCUGGUGAAGCACAUCCGGAACGAGUUUGGCGACUACUUUGACAUCUGUGUGGCCGGUUACCCCAAAGGCCACCCUGAGGCAGAGAGCUUUGAGGAUGACCUGAAACACUUGAAGGAGAAGGUGUCUGCAGGCGCUGACUUCAUCAUCACCCAGCUCUUCUUUGAGGCCAGCACCUUCUUCCAUUUUGUGAAGGCCUGCACAGAAAUAGGCAUCUCCUGCCCUAUCCUGCCUGGGAUCUUUCCUAUACAGGCCUACUCCUCCCUUCGGCAGCUUGUAAAACUGUCCAAGCUGGAGGUACCGCAGAAGAUCAAGGAUGUCAUCGAGCCCAUCAAAGACAAUGAUGCUGCCAUCCGCAACUAUGGCAUUGAGCUGGCUGUGAGCUUGUGCCGGGAGCUGCUGGACAGCGGCUUGGUGCCGGGCCUCCACUUCUACACCCUCAACCGUGAGGUGGCCACUAUGGAGGUGCUAAAGCAACUGGGCAUGUGGACUGAGGACCCCAGGCGUCCCCUGCCCUGGGCUGUCAGUGCGCAUCCCAAGCGCCGGGAGGAAUAUGUGCGUCCCAUCUUCUGGGCCUCCAGACCGAAAAGCUAUAUCUACCGCACACAGGACUGGGAUGAGUUUCCCAACGGCCGCUGGGGUAAUUCCUCCUCACCAGCCUUUGGGGAGCUGAAGGACUACUACCUCUUCUACCUGAAAAGCAAGUCCCCCAGGGAGGAGCUGCUGAAGAUGUGGGGUGAGGAGCUCACCAGCGAAGAGAGUGUCUUUGAAGUCUUUGAACAUUACCUCUCUGGAGAGCCAAACCAGCAUGGCCACACAGUCACCUGCCUGCCCUGGAACGAUGAUCCCCUGGCAGCAGAAACCAGCCUGAUGAAGGAAGAGCUGCUCCGAGUGAACAGGCUGGGCAUCCUCACCAUCAACUCACAGCCCAACAUCAAUGGGAAGCCAUCCUCAGACCCUGUUGUAGGCUGGGGCCCUAGUGGGGGCUACGUCUUCCAGAAGGCCUACCUAGAGUUCUUCACCUCCCCUGAGACAGUGGAGGCACUUCUGCAAGUGCUCAAGAAGUACGAGCUCCGAGUCAACUACCACAUUGUGGAUGUGCAGGGCAAGAACAUCACGAAUGCCCCCGAGCUGCAGCCCAAUGCUGUCACCUGGGGCAUCUUCCCUGGUCGAGAGAUCAUCCAGCCUACUGUGGUGGAUCCCAUCAGCUUCAUGUUCUGGAAGGAUGAGGCCUUUGCCCUGUGGAUCGAGCAGUGGGGCAAACUGUAUGAGGAGGAGUCCCCAUCCCGCAUGAUCAUCCAGUACAUCCAUGACAACUACUUCCUGGUCAACCUGGUGGACAACGAGUUCCCGCUGGACAGCUGCCUGUGGCAGGUGGUAGAGGACACAUUUGAGCUGCUCAACAGGCACACCGCGAAGAGAGAAGCUCAGGCCCCAUGAGCCUGCACCCUGGCAUCGUCCUCUCCUGGAGCCCCCCUCUCAUCUCUCCACACAUGAUAAUGACAGCUAGACUGUCAGGAAGCACCCAGGCUCUGGCUGGACCCGAGAUGCCCCAUUUCGGAGGCUCAUGCUCUCUGCUCAAGGUCAUGAGAUGAGAUUGACCUGAGCAGGGCCCAGCUAUGCCCAUGGCCGAGUCUGGCCCACUCCUGGGCUCCUGAGCGGGCACUCCUGCCAGCUGCCAUCUUCUCUGUUGAGCCUAGCCAAGAAGCUGUCCUGGCACUCCUCCCCAGUCAGCCCUCGGGCCUUACUACCUGGGGUAGUGACUGGCAGGUACAGAUGGCUGCUCCUGAGGCCUGGCUCCCAGCCUGCUGGUCUUGUUUGAGUCAGGGAACGGGAGGAAGCUGUCCAUAGAGCAACUUAGGUAGAGCAGGGGAUUUCCUCUCCCCUUGUCUCCCAGGCCCAGGUGACUGCAGUGGAGAGAAGCCUUGGAGGGACUGAGCAGAGGCAGCCAGGAUGGGGAGGUCCUUUUAUUGCCACCACCGCCCCCCCUUCCCCAGAGCUCUGGGAGCUGACCCCUCCAGCUGUGGGCCUGUUCCUUCCCCGGAGCUCUGGGAGCUGACCCCUCCAGCUGUGGGCCUGUUCCUUCCCCAGAGCUCUGGGAGCUGACCCCUCCAGCUGUGGGCCUGUUCCUUCCCGCAGAGGUCUAGGCUUGGGUCUGUUUAUUUCACAGCUGCUGCUGGACCCUGCUCUGCCCCACACAUGCUACAUCUGGGCUGCUGUCAACUGUUUCCAGGGCACACGUGCUGUUGGUUCCUCUUGUGGGCUCCUGGCUACCAGGCGCUGGUACCACUUUUCAAAGGCCUGGAGGCAGGGAGGGACAAGAAAUGCCAUUUGUCUCAGGCUCCCUCCAGGGACUGUCCUGGGCCUGUCCAACUGACAACUGAGCUAUGCUCUGUCUUAACCAGAGGCCCUUUCUCUGCCCUGGUCGCCAGCCCACCCUAUCUCAGCCCAAAUAUACAGGCUCUGAAUAGACUGGACUUGUACCCUGGGAAGCUGUGCCCAGUGACCUGCAAGUGAGAAGCCUGUGUGUGACCCAGGCGCUACUGGGACCAGCCUGGUUCUCAGACUGAGUGACUGUGACACUGGGCUGGGCUUAAGGCCACCAGUCAAGGGCUCUAAUGUCGAGGCUGUGUGCUCUGUAACCACUGACCAACUCACUGAAUGAGGAGCCCUCGGGGCUGAGCAGGGACACCCCCUCCCCCCAUGGCUCUCCCCAAAGGUGACACCGGUUUGGAAGGCUGGCUAGUGAAGGGAGGUAGAGCCACCUGGGAAAGGACCCAGAUGUCUUCCUGCUGGUGCAGCCGUCGGGCCACCUGCAGCUGAAGGACCUUUUUCCGCCAUGUCCUCCAGGCCUGGUCCAGGUGCCAUUGUCUGAGCUACAGAGAGAGUUGACAGAAAGACCCUCUGCCAUCCUGGCAGCCCUGGUCCUUCUACUUCUGCCAUCCCAGGGUGAAAGGGAUGUGACGAGGGGCCAUCGUCUGGAAAUGUUAGCAGACAAGGACCCCUGAGCCCCAUCCCUAAGGCUUUGGACUUUAGUCCAGAGACCACAGUGAGACGCAGUUAGUGUCUAGAGUUUGCCAAGGGGUGAGAUGAAUGAGAGAGAAGUUGCUCCCAGGGCCUCUGAAGGGUGGAGAGGAACUAAGCCUACCUACCAGGGUCCGAGACAGCUGCUCCAGCCAGUGAACAUCUACCCAGCGCUGCCAUGCCCUUGCCAGGCACCUGGCCUGCUGGGAAGCCUGGAACUGCCAACACUGUAGGUACCUAUUCCUGCAGGCCAAGAACAUCACAACCUCUACAAGGUGAAGAGCAAGAGCCCCAGAGCCAUCUUGCUGGGGUCACCCAGUCACUGGCCUGAGAGGACCACCCCUCCCCCAUGCACAUACAAAGCUGAUCCUGCCCUAGCCACCUUUGGGGAGCCUCGCCUUGGCCCUGGAGGGCCCUGGUCUCAGAGCUGCAGAGCUCGCCUAGUCCUGUAGGGAGCUGUGCCCAUGCAGGCAGUGGCAGCCAGAACUGGAAGGUUGGGCAGAGGGAUCUCGCUCUGUCACCUGGAGAGGAGAAGUGUGUCAAGAGAGGAAAAUGCCUUGGUUUGGGAGAACAGUGGCCACCCUCGGGUCUCCAGGUGGUGGGCUGGCCCAAGGAGCUAAUGGCAGCAGAAGGGAAUGGUCCAGACAGCUGUGAACAGGGGCAGUGUUCCACAGGGCUUGGCCUGAGGGCUGAGACAGGGACUCAGCUCCUUACUCAGAGCACAGGAUGGGGUCCUCUGUGUGCCUCUUCCAUGCUGCCAUGCCAGGCUGGGCAACACAUUCCGUAGGACAGGUGUCCAGCAGCUGUGGGUCUGAGGGAACAGCAGGGGAGCAAGGAUCAAAGGCAGUGGCUUGAGCCUGCUGACCAGGAGGGAUUCCUGCCCCCUGUGUGCAAAGGGGGUGUUUCUCCCAAGACCCCCAGAGGAGGCAAGACACUAACUAGUACAUGGCUUGUGCUGCCUCUGACCAUUCUCCAUCUGGCUGAAGACAUCUAAGCAGAGACUGGCCCAAUGAUAGCUGCCCUGUGGUGGAGCUCAGGCCAUCCCUGAGAGCUAAGUUAUACUUCUGACUUAAGCUUUAGGACAUUGCUGAAGCCUUGGCUCUCAGAUGUGGCCUGAGGUCUGAGCUCCCAACUAAUACAACAUAUAUGGGUGACUCCCUGCCACCACAGGAUGGCUCACCACCUGCACAUGUUGCCAGGUGAGGGCUACCUUGUGGGUGUGCCUGUAGUAAAGAGCAGGGCCUUGGGUACCAUUCUUGGUGUCUGCUUUAUUUCUAGAAGCCCCAGUGUAGGAGAGCACAGUGUAUGGGAACCUGGCUAUUACUGCGAGGAUGAAGUAUGUGUACUUUUAAAGGGUGGCAGUGUCCCCGUGAAAUUUCACUACUCAAGAGGCUGAGUUGAAGCAACCUGGGCUAUGCAAGCUGGGUCUACAAAGCCCUGAAAAUCUACAAGUAAAAGCAUGAGACCCUAUAACCUGCCAUUGCCCUAGGCCCAUACCUGGGAGUGCUGAAACCCAGCAACACUAUGGCAAUUCCAUUUAAAAGGCAAAAGCCACUUGGGUGAUCUUCUUAGGCUCUUUCUGGCAAUCUGAAGCAGGACUCGUGGCGAUGCCCAGUCCUUAGGAACACUGCCCGGCCUGUCGGGAUCACAGGCUGGUCCCUCUGCUACAUCUCCAGACUGCUGGGCAGGGCCGUUUCUUGCCCCCAGCAGGCAUUUGUGAGGCCCUCUUCUCUCCUGCCAGGCCAUAAGCCCCUCAUUGUUUGUUAUGUCAGAGCUAAGGACUUCUGGGUCCCAUUUUUAUACAAAAAUAAAAACCUACUUUCUACUUUAUUUUCUGUAAUGGGCACAUUUCAUUUUUCUUCCAAUAAAACUAAAAUUGCUGCUGUC